GAGAGAGAUGGAUAGGCAUGAAACGACUCAGCAAAGACAAACCAUCUUCGAAGGCGUGUUCGAAACGCGUCCUUCAACAGACUUCGACCCGCGCGCGUAAACAGACGCGUGUGCAGCUCUUGUUCGACACGAGCCGCGCUAGCAGGGUGAAGUUUUCCGCGCUCCGACCAAAAGGUAGAACCCGCAGUCCGCGACGAAUUCCUUCAUCCCUCUGUGGUUCGGCGCAAAGCCCGCGUUCUGUAAAUUCACGCCCCGCACCGGAAAGGUGACGAACGAGCGGGUGGCCAAACACAAACACGCACGUGGCAAACACGAGCAGCACGACAGCACCGAUCACACACGGAAGGAAAUGUGCAACGCAGAAACCUUUCCGUCGCCGUAGUUGCAGCUGUCUCUCGUACUGCUGUGGUGUGGUGUGCCGUCUUGUAUCGAUGAGAUCGCCCCACGUGUUUGAGGUUAGGUGUCGGAACUGUUCCGACUGUGUGUGCGAAUUGCAGCUGUGAAAAAGUGAGACGAACUGCUCGUGUCGCUGCCGUCGGUCGUGCGCCGUGCCGAAAGACGUGCAACAAAAGGCUUCUUCGCCUUGUAAAGACGCUGCCAGAAGCUGCCGUCCCCCACCCGCCCGGCCCCCUGCGUGUGUGUGUUUGCGUGUGUAAGUUACAUAAAGAAAGGGAGUGAAAAACGAAAGACACACACCGUGCUGCUACCUUCCCCGUCCGCGCGCCUCAAGCACCAUGGCAGCAGCAGCGAGUAAAAAAAGCAAACGGCCCUCGUCCGCCACACUCACCGUUGCCCUGCAAACGAAUUACGAUCUGCGCCGUUCCGCGGCCGGCACCAAAUGGGAUGAAACCCUAGAGUACCUACAGUAUCUGCACGAGACGCAACCCAUCGUGCCCAAGUGUCCACCGACCAAGGAUGAGCUUAUCGCUUCCGGCGCACUGCCGGCCGAUGCGGGACAGAACGCGCCUGCCGCCGUCGAUCCGGAAGCGCUGUUUGAGGAGCUGUUCGCGGUUGACAUUGAUUAUCUCAAGAGUUUGGAUCCCAAGGAUUGGAAGAACCAAGAUCAUUAUCAUGUGCUUGGCCUGAACAAGAUGAGAUUCACAGCGACGGACGAGGACAUUAAGCGUGCGUACCGUAAGAUUGUGCUGAAGCACCAUCCGGACAAGCGAAAAGCGCUGGGCGAAAACGUCAAGCAGGACGAUGACUACUUCCACUGCAUCACGAUGGCGUACGAAACGCUCGGCACGGUGAAGAACCGUCGCGCCUUCGAUUCGAUCGAUCCCGAGUUUGACGAUUCGCUUCCGUCCCAGGCCGAGGUGGAGAAGGACUUCUUCGGCUCGCUGGCCGACGUGUUCAAGCGGAACGCGCGCUGGAACGAGUCGCGCAAGGCGGCCCCGCUGCUGGGAGACGACAACACGCCGCGCGAGGCGGUAGAACACUUUUACGACUUCUGGUACAACUUCCAGAGCUGGCGCGAGUUCAGCUACCUCGACGAGGAGGACAAAGAGAAGGGCCAGGAUCGGGAGGAGCGCCGCUGGAUCGAGAAACAGAACAAAGCCAUCCGGCUGAAGCGCAAAAAGGAAGAGUCGGCCCGCAUCCGGGCGCUGGUCGAUCUGGCGUACAACAACGAUCCGCGCGUGGUGCGCUUCAAGCGCGAGGAGAAGGAGCGCAAGCUGGCGGCCAAGCGCGCCAAGCAGACCGCCUACCAGGUGCAGAAGGCGGAGGAGGAGCGGGUGGCGAAGGAAGCGGCCGAGGCGAAGCAGCGUGCCGAGGAGGCGGAACAGAAGCGCAUCGAGCAGAUACAGAUCGAGCGCGAGCGCACGAAGCGCAUACUGAAGAAGGAGCGCAAGCUGCUGCGGGACACGGCCAAGGGCAAGGACUACUUCGCGUCGAACGACAAGGAGCGCCUGAAGCAUCUGGAGGGCAUGGAGAAGCUGAUCGAGUCUUUCAAGCUCCUGGAGCUGCAAGAUUUUAACAAGGAGCUGGCGGCGGGCGGCCGGCCAGUGUUCGUGAAGGCGCUCGGCGAGCUGGAGGCAAAGCUGGAGCAGGAGCGCAUGGCCGCCCAGCAGUCGGCACAGAUACCGAACAAUGCCGGGCUGAAGGUGGUCAACCGGAAGGCGAUGUGGACGCACGACAACGUGCAGCUGCUGAUCAAGGCGGUGAACCUGUUCCCGGCCGGCACGAUUUCCCGCUGGGAGGUGAUAGCGAACUACCUGAACCAGCACGGCACGGAGCUGGGCGACAUGAAGUUCUACGCCAAGGACGCGCUGAACAAGGCGAAGGAACUGCAGGCGGGCGAUUUCUCCAAGAGUGACCUUAAGACGGUGGUUAACCAGCAGGCGUACGAGUCGUUCGAGCGCAGCAAAAAGGAUCUCAAGAUAAUCGACAACUCCGAGAUCAGCACGAAGGAGGCGGCCGAACUGGCCAGCAAGGAGAAGGGACAGAGCGACAGCAAGCCGAAAUCGGCCGCCGCGGAGAAGAAGGCCUCACCGAUGGUAAAUGGUGGUUCGAAGGGACACGGCAACGGCACUACGGUGCAGGAGAAUGGAGCACCAGAGGGCAAAGAAAAUCGCAACAAGCAACCGAAACAGGCCGCCAGCAAAGAGGACAAACCACAUGCGAUGAUGAAUGGAACGGCGACGGUGGAAGAGAGUGGCAAUAUAACCGGUGCGGCGGCGGCUCCGACAGUGCAGCAGACCGAUGGCAAGGCAGCGAAACCGGCCAGCAGUGCCGGAACGGCGCCAGCCAAGAAGGAGAAGGAAGCGAACAAGGUUUGGAGCAAGGAGGAACAGGCACUGCUCGAGCAAGCCAUCAAGACGUAUCCCGUGUCGUGCGGACCGGAUCGCUGGGAUCGGAUAGCGGAGUGUAUACCGAACAGGACGAAAAAGGAUUGCAUGCGGCGGGUGAAGGAACUCGUUGAUCUGGUCAAUGCGAAGCGCGAGGCUCAGCAGAGCGUGAAGUAGGAGGGUAGGAGAAUGGUAGGAGAAAAGGAGAGGGAGAGCAAGAGAGAAAGAGAGAGAGGGCAGGCCGGUUCGGACAGGGAUUGUAUAACAUCUUACGCCGGCGGCAGCGAACACCAUGGCGUAGUGCAACGAGGACGCGGACAAGUUGUGUACAUAAUGCUAGUAUCUGGUUCUACUACCAUCGUAAAAAACUAACAAACACACACAUACACACCCAAGCACACCAUACACAUCCAUACUAGAGCACACAUACGCACACAAGACAUUCAGACAGAACUUACAACAAACACACAUCCAUUUUCUAUUAGAAACACUGUGACCAACAGAGAACAGAAUAUGCCUCAAGAAAUUUGCAGACAAUGAUUAAACAAACCGAAGAAGAAAAGAAACCCAACCCCGAACUUCUUUCCCUGUAUGUUCUCGUGUGUUAGUGACGUUGCGUUCGAAUGCGUUGACUCUCGGAAAGGCAAAGUAUUGUGUUUUGUUUUAGAAUUCAGUUUUCAUCCUUAAUCCCACGUCAACUUCUUCCCCCCUCCUUCACGUCAGAUCAUCUAUUCGUCGCUGUACGAGGUGUUGGUGGACUUUACGCGUGAUUACGACACGAUCCGGCAAGCGCUGCACAAGAUCGAGCACUACGACAAGACGAGCCUCGAGAACGUGCUGGUGGCGGUGAACAACGCGUUCAAGACGCACUGGGGCAGCCAGAACUACUGCCAGAUCAUCUUCAUCACCGACUGUGGCGUCGGCAUGGGCCCGAGCUCGCUGAAGAACACGAUCAUCAACAUCCAGACGUACAAGGCGGCCUGUGUUGCGGCGGCAGCGGCCGCCACGGCUGCUGCUGCUGCGGCUGACGGGUCAUCCAAGGUGGCCACGAUCGGCAGUGCCGGCAGCGGUGCCGUCGUUCCACAGCCCUCCGAGAACCAGUGGGUUGGAUUUUCCUAUCCCAGCAAGCUGUCGUUCAUGUGUCUCGGUAGCCUGGCAACGGAUUCAGCGUUUCGCUGCGGCACAAAGCUGUACCAGCAGCUGCUGGACGUGAGCGGCCAGAAGGGGCAACUGUUUAUCCCACGCAUGAAGAUGAAGCACGAGAGUAGUGAGUCGGCAGGCGAUGAACCGUCGCCGAAUGUCGGAGAUGAUGGUGAGGAUGGGUUGCGCCAGUUGACACGGGCCUCCUCGCUGGAAGCGUUCGAAACCAUGUGCGACACCAACUACCGGCAGUUUGAGGCAACGCUCCGCUGUGGCGGAUACUUUCGGCUGGAAGACCCCAUCACCGUCUGGCCGGCUCCGUUGCCCUACACUGCGCGCGACCUGCUCGGAGCGGAGACGACGAAGCUAAUGUCCCGGCGCUUGGAGGUGUGUGGAUUUCUGCGCAUGGCGGACAUUGGAUCACCGAUGUCCGUUAGCAGACAUCUGGUACUGCCGCGCAGCAUUACGACUAGUAGCUCGGGCGGUGGCUCUUCCGAGCAGACUUCCGAGGGUGGAAAGGGACCAUCCACGAACGGUGGAUUAAAGAAUGGACAUGGCCACUCGUCAGCCGAGGAACGGCUCGAAGCUGACAUAAAAGCGUUCUACGCCAAAUCGGACGCCGGUGAGCAUCACGCGCACGACGACCACCACGGACUGGAUGGGGCGGACGUGAACAAGGAGUCGGUCUGCGUUCUACUGCACGGUGCGCUCAAGGUGGAAAACAUGGCCGCCCUGGUGCUGCUGGGGGACAGCUGGUACGGCUUCAUCUACUCGUACGCCGAUGGGAAGAAAAAGUGGAACCUCAUGCUGAACGUGCUUCCGCCCGGCAACGACGUAGUGCCGUGGUUGGGCGAUCUACGCUACCUCGGCACGCUGGAGGACGCAUUCCCGGGCGAAAAUCCUUCCUUCCCGAUCAAGGCGGACAAGCGCAGCUACUCGCAAACCAUCGUCGUGUGGAUACGCCAGGCAAGCCUGCAGUCGGACAUCCAGAAGGUGCUGCGGCACGCGAAGAAGCUGCCGGAAAAGACGCAACACUUCUACAAGGAGCUGAACCGGAUUCGGCGCGCCGCCCUGUCGCUCGGGUUCGUCGAGCUGCUCGAGGGGCUGGCCAACAUUUUCGAGCGCGAAAUUAGCACGCUGCCGCUGAGCGCUUCGCCCGACUGCUCGAUGCAGCUGACGCACGCCGCGAUGGAGCUGCGCAAGACGAACAAUCGCGACCUGAAGUCCAUCAUACACGCGCUCCCGACGCAGUACAACCAGCUAGGUUAGCGAGAGAGAGAGAGAGAGAGAGGUUGUUGUGGAGCGAUUUGAGAAAUAAAUAAGUUAUUUUAGUAAAAAAA
This is a messenger RNA of Anopheles gambiae (African malaria mosquito), 5266 nucleotides long. Its product is annotated as dnaJ homolog subfamily C member 2. The coding region runs from base 735 to 2963 and encodes 742 amino acids. Gene Ontology annotation, biological process: regulation of translational fidelity; 'de novo' cotranslational protein folding. Lineage: Eukaryota; Metazoa; Arthropoda; Insecta; Diptera; Culicidae. Gene Ontology annotation, cellular component: cytosol. The transcript is spliced from 2 exons. The record is from RefSeq and is a predicted model, not a curated record. Gene Ontology annotation, molecular function: Hsp70 protein binding; ribosome binding.